CCGCUCACAUAGACCUGCUGCCACCCGCCUGCUGAAGUCUUGUGACUUUUCCUCUGUGUAAACAUGCUCCUCGUCCUGAAGUUCGCGGGCCUGUGUCUGUGUCUCGGCCUCUGCCGGGGGCUGCAGUUCAACGACGUGGACGAGGAGGCUCCGUCGGCGGCGCAGACGUCAAAAUACGGCUCUCUGUGGCCUCUGCCGCAGGAAGUGAACAUCGCAGAGACAUCGUUCAAGUUGAGCAGCUCCACUUUCAGAAUUGUCGACUCCAAACAGUCUUCAGCUGGUCCGAGCUGCAACAUCCUGCAGAAUGCUUACAGAAAGUAUUUUGAAUACAUGUUUGGUGUUGCCAGAAAGCAGGAGUUUGGUAAAAACGGGAGGCCAGGCCUCUCGGAGCUGACAGAGCUGCAGGUGUGGGUCACAUCAGUUGACUCGGAGUGCGACGGCUACCCCAGUAUCACCUCUGACGAGUCAUAUGAACUGGCGGUGGAUCAGCCGUUUGCUCUCCUGGUAGCUCCGAAGGUCUGGGGAGCCCUGCGUGGACUCGAAACUUUCAGCCAGCUGGUGUAUGAAGAUGAAUUUGGAGCUAAAAACAUCAACGCCACAAAAAUCAAGGACUUCCCCAGAUUUGCACACAGAGGCAUUUUGCUGGACACCUCCCGACAUUACCUUCCCGUUAAAGCCAUCCUGACCACUCUGGAAACGAUGGCGAUGAACAAAUACAACGUCUUCCACUGGCACAUCGUCGACGAUCCGUCUUUCCCGUACCUGAGCCGCACUUUCCCAAAUCUGAGCCAGAAGGGCGCAUACCACCCGUACACCCACGUGUACACGCCUGCUGACGUGAAGAUGGUGAUCGAGUUCGCCCGGCUGAGAGGCAUUCGCGUCAUCCCCGAGUUCGACACUCCAGGACACACACAGUCCUGGGGAAAAGGCCAAGCGAAUCUGCUCACGCCUUGCUACUCUGGAAGCAAACCCUCCGGGUCCUUCGGACCGGUGAACCCCAUCCUGAACACAACCUACGACUUCAUGACUCAGUUCUUUAAGGAGAUCAGCAGCGUGUUCCCCGACGCCUAUGUUCACCUGGGAGGAGAUGAGGUGGACUUCACAUGCUGGAGAUCCAACCCGGACAUCCAGAAGUUCAUGGAGGACCACGGCUUCGGACACGACUACAGCAAGCUGGAAUCAUUCUACAUCCAGAGACUUCUGGAUAUCGUCACGUCUACAAAGAAGGGCUACAUGAUCUGGCAGGAGGUCUUUGACAACGGGGUCAAGCUGAAAGCAGACACACUUAUCCACAUUUGGAAAGGAAACCAGCAGCAAUACCAGCACGAGAUGGCAAGAGUAACGUCUUCAGGGUACCAGACCCUGCUGUCCACUCCCUGGUACCUGAACCAUAUCUCCUAUGGCCAGGACUGGCAUGACGCUUACAAAGCUGACCCGCGGAGUUUCAAUGGAACUGAGCAACAGAAGAAGCUUGUGAUUGGUGGAGAAGCCUGUAUGUGGGGAGAAUAUGUGGACGCUACCAACCUCACACCCAGACUGUGGCCUCGUGCCAGCGCCGUAGCAGAGCGGCUGUGGAGCCAUCAAAACGUGACCGACAUCAAUGACGCCUACAGCAGGCUGUCUGCACAUCGCUGCCGUUUGGUGGAGCGUGGGAUUCCCGCUGAGCCGCUGUUCUCCAGCUACUGUCCACGGGAAUACAAAGCUGUAUGAGAAGCGACUGUAGGCCUGGAGCAGGCCACCGGAGGGAGAAAGGGAAGUCAAUCCAUACACUAUCAACUACAGGAUAUAUAUUUUUACAGAACUGUGAAAAUCAAGUGCUGAACUGCUUUUCCUAGAGAUUUUGAACAGAUGUACAGUAAGACUGCCUUAUUGUUUUUGAACAACGCCACUUAACAAAACCCUCAGUCGCUUUUAAUGUCAUGUCAAGACAUUUAAGUUUCAAUUGCACUGUUUUUUUUUUUCUUUUUAAUGUUUCUAUGCUAAAAUACCAUUAAAUUGGUAAUGAUUAAGUAUG
Salarias fasciatus (jewelled blenny) is the source of this 2014-nucleotide messenger RNA. It is a transcript of the gene hexb, whose product is annotated as hexosaminidase B (beta polypeptide). The record is from RefSeq and is a predicted model, not a curated record. NCBI's taxonomy places the organism in Eukaryota, Metazoa, Chordata, Actinopteri, Blenniiformes, Blenniidae. Gene Ontology annotation, cellular component: lysosome; membrane. The transcript is spliced from 14 exons. Gene Ontology annotation, biological process: carbohydrate metabolic process; ganglioside catabolic process; glycosaminoglycan metabolic process. Gene Ontology annotation, molecular function: beta-N-acetylhexosaminidase activity. Bases 64 to 1710 code for a protein of 548 amino acids.